GCAUGAGUCGCCACUACGCUGUACUGUGACACAGUCCCCCACACUAAAAUAGAGGAUUUGCAGUCUGCGGCAUACAGCAACAGCCAGUGCAAGAAGCGAGAUGAAGGUGGCCGCAGCAGCACUGCUGUGUAUCCAGAUAGUCACGUGUUCAAGAAUCCUAGCGUUCUUCCCACACGUGGGAAAGAGUCACCAUGAUGUCUAUGCCCCAUACCUGAGGCAUCUUGCGGCACGCGGCCAUGAAAUCAUCGCCGUGAGCCAUUUCCCACAAGAAUACACAUUAACGAACAUCACACAUAUAAGCAUUGAGGGCUCUGUUACCAUGGCGUCCACGGGGGAUAUAUCGUUCAAAAAUGUCGAGUCGGUGGGUUCUAUCGUUAAUGCAAUCAUGCUUUCGUACAUGGCAGACGAUCACUGCAAAUCCAUCCUGCCGCUGCCGCAAGUACAGGAACUAGUUAACCAGAAAUUUGACUUAGUAAUCACCGAACUUUUCAACACAGAUUGCUUCUUGGGACUCUUACACAUCCUCAACGCACCAUUCAUUUACUUCAGUUCAAGCGUCCUGAUGCCAUGGGCUAAUGACAGAAUUGGAAACCCCGAUAAUCCGUCGUAUAUUCCGAAUUUAUUUCGGUCAUAUGGUGAUAAAAUGGCGUUUGAUGAGAGGCUAUUGAACACUGUCGACACUUAUGUUGACAAGUGGAUUGUGUAUCCUCUGUUCUACGAUCUACCAGGAAGAUUAAUUGCCAGUAAGCACCUGCAAGUGACACUGCCAUCUCUGUCGGACAUCGCAGCACGAGGAAGUUUGAUUCUAGUGAACAGCCACUUCAGUCUCAACAAACCAAGACCGCUAGUUCCAGGUGUUGUCGAAGUAGCGGGCAUCCAUAUUGACAGACCUCCUAAUAAAUUGUCCCAGGACAUUGAGGACUACAUUAAUGGAGCGGAACACGGAGUUAUCUACUUCAACAUGGGUUCGAUGAUCCGGUCAGAUACACUUCCAGACGAUAAGCGAGAAGCUUUCGUACAGGCGUUCUCCGAGCUGCCACAGCGAGUUCUCUGGAAGUGGGAAUCCGACGCUAUGCCUGGUCAGCCUAACAACGUCAAGAUCGCAAAGUGGCUCCCGCAAUUUGAUAUUCUGAAUCAUCCAAAUGUACGAGUAUUCCUGGCACACGGUGGGCUGCUGGGUACAAUAGAAGCUGUCCACGUCGGUGUGCCCAUGAUAGGCAUUCCAAUGUACGGGGACCAGGGUACCAACAUGAAGAUGGUAGAGUCUGCGGGUAUGGCUGUGAUCCUGCAGUAUAACGACAUCACCAAGAAAAAUAUUCUGAAGGCAAUCAGGACCAUUCUGGACAAUCCCAGCUAUAAAGAAAAUGCAGAGCGAACGUCAAGGGCAUUCCGUGACAGACCGAUGUCACCCAUGGACACAGCCAUCUACUGGACAGAGUAUGUCAUCAGGCACCGUGGAGCACCACACAUGAGAACAGCUGGGGCCGACCUGCCACUCUACCAGUACUUGCUACUAGAUGUCAUUGCUGCAGUCCUGACGACAAUGCUGAUAGUCAUCUACAUAAUUUACUUUCUGAUCAGGAAACUUCUGUCAGUUAUCCGUGGUAGGGUACAAGCUGCAUCGGAAGAGAAGAAACAACAAUAACAGCCAUUUACUUCUAUUCAUCAGCAUAACUGUGUUAGAUAAGUUUUCAUAAGUCAACUCUGAACCUGAGAUACUUUCACCCUUAUAUUCUCAGUGACUUAAAAUUUGUAAAUGGGUUAAUUCAGACAUCAAAUUGUGCUAAUGUAAAUCAGAAAUUCAAAUUGGAUGUCUCAGCUAUAAUGUGAUAUAGCCAUUUUAUACAACUGUGUGCCAAUGAAACAAAGUCACUUCAGCCGCGAGAAAAUAUUGUGUUUUGUUUAAAGAGGGACCAUAUUUGUUAUGCCUUUUUGCAUGAUACUUUACAUAUAAUUAUCCCCAGCAAAUAAUAUAUUUAAUUGCUCAAUAAAUAAGAUUUGAACAAUUACUC
This is a messenger RNA of Cryptotermes secundus, 2012 nucleotides long. Its product is annotated as UDP-glucuronosyltransferase 1-3. Gene Ontology annotation, molecular function: UDP-glycosyltransferase activity. The record is from RefSeq and is a predicted model, not a curated record. NCBI's taxonomy places the organism in Eukaryota, Metazoa, Arthropoda, Insecta, Blattodea, Kalotermitidae. Bases 101 to 1645 code for a protein of 514 amino acids. The transcript has 5 exons.